GUUUACUAUAUUGACGUAUUGCCUUUUGACGCUUCGUGUUUGAUAAUUGUCUCACAAUGUUUUAUUUGUAAUAGUUUAAUUUACUCUAAUAUUUAGCAAAAUGAUCAAAGCAAUAUUGGUUUUUAAUAACCAUGGAAAACCUCGGAUGUCAAAAUUUUAUCAGUAUUUCAAUGAAGACAUGCAACAGCAAAUAAUAAAAGAGACUUUUCAGUUGGUGUCAAAGAGAGAUGACAACGUUUGCAACUUUCUGGAAGGUGGAAGCUUGAUUGGUGGUUCAGACUACAAACUGAUAUACAGACACUAUGCCACACUCUACUUUGUGUUCUGUGUCGAUUCGUCCGAGUCGGAGCUGGGAAUCCUAGACCUGAUACAGGUGUUUGUGGAGACACUUGACAAGUGCUUUGAAAAUGUUUGCGAGCUGGAUCUUAUUUUCCACGUUGACAAGGUUCACUACAUUCUGAACGAGCUGGUGAUGGGGGGAAUGGUGCUGGAGACCAACAUGACUGAGAUAUUGACGCGAAUAGAAGACCAGAACAAGCUAGAGAAGCAGGAGGCGGGCAUCGCGGCGGCCCCCGCCCGAGCCGUCUCCGCGGUCAAGAACAUGAACAUCCCGCAGCAGCUCAAGGACAUGAAGCUGCCCGACCUGCCGCAGGCCAUCAAGGACCUGAAGUUCUGACCGCGGGCCGGGGAGCCGGGCGUCUGACGGGCGCCCGCGGCCCCCCCGCUGCCCCCCGCUGCCCCCGCUGCCCCCCGCGAGCGUUCCUGUGCGUACUGCCGGCGCUCGCUCGCCUCCAGGGCUGAUGCUGCACACUUCAGUGUGUGUGUUUUUUCUAUGUAUGAUCAUAUUGUAAAGGUUUUUUUUUUUUAAUUAUUAAAUUUUUUUUUUUUUGUUAUUUGUUUUAGUUGUGAAUGUAUGACAGAUCAGAUGUUUACAUGUUGUUAAUAAAGUGUUACCGUGUAUGAAAAUACUCAAUAUAUGCAUUUAAAAGGUU
Molecule: messenger RNA, 992 nt
Organism: Bacillus rossius redtenbacheri
Lineage: Eukaryota; Metazoa; Arthropoda; Insecta; Phasmatodea; Bacillidae
Gene: or
Product: AP-3 complex subunit sigma-1
Exons: 5
Coding region: 101-676 (191 amino acids)
Biological process (GO): Golgi to vacuole transport; intracellular protein transport
Cellular component (GO): membrane coat; AP-3 adaptor complex; intracellular membrane-bounded organelle
Source: RefSeq, a predicted model, not a curated record